GCAGCGCGCGGCGCGCGCGGGAGGCGCCGGCGCCGGCCGGCGGCGCGGGCGGCGGCCGAGCGGAACCCGCGGCUGCGGCGGGCCCAGGACCCGAGGCUCUCGACGACGUGCCGUUCGACGCGGCGCGCCUGUCGGUCGACCAGCUCCGCGCGCAGCUGGAGCGCCUUGGCUCGGCGACCGCCAGGCACGAAGAGGAGUUGUGCGAGGCGCGGCAGGAGCUGGCGUCGCAGAGGGAGGAGCUCGCCAGGACGGCCGAGCACGCCGGCGGCCUGGUGGCGGAGCUGCGCUCCCAGGUGAAGCGCCAGCUCGGGCAGCUCGCGCUGCGCGUGGAGCUGCGCCGCUCCGCCGCCGCGGAGGCGCCCUCGCCCUCGGCGGCGACUUCGCCCUCGGCGGGCGCCGCAGCGCCGGCGGAGCCCUCGCCGACGGCGGGCCGCGGCGCCGAGCAGCGGCAGCGACAGGCCUCGCCGGCGGCUGCAGCGGGCGAGGCCCCGGCGGCGACGCCGCCGGCGGGCGGGCAGCCGCGCGGCGAGGCGCCGUCGCCGACGGCGCGGGCAGCGGCGCCGCCGUGGGCCUCGCCGUCGGCCACGCCGUUGGCGCCGCGGGAGGACGCGCCGGCGGCGGGCGGGCAGCCGCGCGGCGAGGCGCCGUCGCCGAAGGGCGCCGCCACGGCUAGGGGGGCGGAUGCGAAGGCGGACAAGAUGCAGAGGAGCGAGGGCCACGAGGAAGGGCGAGACGCUCCUCCCAAGGCGCAGCCAGGCAUGGCGAAGCCUAGCAGCGACGACCAGGAGCGGUUGCUCGACGAGGCCACCGCCGUGGUCAAGGGCGCAACCACGGCAAACCGCGUGGACAAGCGACGGCACACGUGGUUCUCAUGCCUCACGCAGGCGGCGAAUCCGCGGGUGCAGCACCAAAGAAACGCUAAGGUGAAGUGCGUGCGCAAAAGCUCCACUUUGAGGCAGAUGCUGCGCUUGAUGGACACGAGGCCGCCGAUGCUGCUAAGGAUCUGGGAUUUGAGCCCGCGCUCGAGCGGGCGCCCCGACGUCAAAGAACCUUAUGCCUCCGAGUCGGAGCAGACUUUUUACAUGAAGCGGGCGAUCGAGUCGGACAAUGUUCGGGAGGCCCUCAAGCACGCUUCUAACAUGAUCUGUGAGCUGAGAACGUCGCUGCUGUCGCCGAAGAAUUAUUACGAGCUCUACAUGCAGGUCUUCCGAGAGAUGCAGAACCUGUCGGAUUUCUUCGGCGACUCGAGCCGGCACAAGAAAAAAAUGGUAGACUUGUACGAGUCCGUCCAGAGUGCCGGGAACAUCCUGCCGCGGCUGUACCUCCUGGCGACGGUGGCCAAGAGCUAUGUGCAGUCCAAGGAGGCGCCCGCGAAGGAGAUCCUCACGGAUGUCAACGAGCUCUCCAAGGGCAUACAGCACCCGCUGCGCGGGCUCUUCCUGAGGUACUACAUCUCGCAGAUGCUCAAGGACAAGGUGCCCGACACCGGGUCCGAGUUCGAGGGCGAAGGUGGCAACAUCGACGACGCAUUCAACUUUAUCUUUAGCAAUUUCAUGGAGAGCAACCGGCUGUGGGUGCGGAUCCAGCACCAGGGUCCUGCCAAGGACAAGGCCGCUAGCCGAUGGCAACUUGUUGAAACAGGUAUGGGAGUGGGAGGGGCGGGAGGAGCGGGAGGAGCGGGAGGAAGGAUGCACGGAGGAGGGAGACGGGGAGGGCGGAAGAAGCCGGGAGGAGGAUUGGGAGGAGUGGGGCGUCGAUGA
Molecule: messenger RNA, 1760 nt
Organism: Prorocentrum cordatum
Lineage: Eukaryota; Dinophyceae; Prorocentrales; Prorocentraceae
Source: the annotation of a GenBank genome assembly